AUGUUACCAGCAGAAGUCUUUGCCAAUACCUCUGAGGAAGAAAUCGAAAUUGUCACAGAGAUUCGCUCCAGACUCAGGGAGGACCCAUCCUUGGAACCCAUCAUCCAGUUUCUAACAGAGGACGCAGACAAUGCACCUCCCUCCAUUCGGAAAGCUUACAGAGACUACGACUGGGAGGAAGACCUGCUAUGGUAUCAAGGGAAACUCGUGGUUCCAGACUCAGAGAUCCUGAAGGAACAAUUACUCAGGGAAUUCCAUGACUCCCCCCUAGCCGGCCACCCGGGCCAACAGAGAACCCUUGAACUUCUAAGCCGCAACUACUGGUGGCCAGGCAUGAAGUCAUCCGCCAAAGAGUGGGUAGAAUCCCACGCCCCGGUCAUUGCCCUUAAACCUCUGGAGGUUCCCCCCUACCCGUUCCACACCAUCUCCUAUGACUUCAUCACAGGUUUCCCAAAAUCUAAUGGUCACAACGCAAUCUUGGUAGUCAUCGACUCCUUUUCCAAAUUUGGGCAUUUUAUCCCAACCACCAAGAAGGUUACGUCAAAGGGUCUAGCGGAAUUGUUCGUCUCUCAUGUGUGGAAACUACAUGGACUACCAGUCAAGACAAUAUCAGACAGAGGAACUACAUUCACAGGGAAGUUCUUAAGGGCACUCUACCAACGCCUUGGUGUAAGACCAUCCUUCUCAUCAGCCUACCACCCGGAGUCAGACGGUCAAACAGAAAGGGUGAACCAGUUCAUUGAGUUCUACCUGAGGUCAUACGUUGCGGCAGAUCACUUGGACUGGGCUUCCUGGUUGCCACUAGCAGAAUACGCAUAUAACAACGCUAAGCACUCCGCCACCGGGAAAACCCCAUUUGAAUUGGUAUACGGGAGGAAUCCAGUAAUGAAUCCAAUGGAAAGAAGCGGAAUCCACCCUGAGAAUGACAAAGGAAAAAUGGCAGGGACCAAAGGAGUGAUCCCGGAAUAUUCUAUCGGAGAAAAAGUCUGGCUAGACGCCAAGAACGUGGAGAUACGUUCCAACUCCAACAAAUUGGACCCCAAACGCCUAGGACCCUUCAAGAUCACCGAGAAAAUCUCCAGCCAUGCAUACCGCCUGGAACUCCCUGAAACCAUGAAAAUCCAUGACGUAUCUUAUGUAGGAUUACUGUCCAAAGUCCACGAAUCCCCAAGCCAACCACUCCCAGAACGACCCCCUCCUGAAACAAUAGAAGGGGAAGAAGAGUAUGAAGUUGAACAAAUCAUUGACUCUAAACAACAAAAAGGGAAAUGGUUUUAUUUGAUAAAAUGGAAAGGAUACGGUCCGGAAGACAAUUCAUGGGAACCGGAAGAACUACUGGAACACAGUCAGGAAGAGAUCAAGCGCUUCAACCAAGCUAGACUCAGAAAGGCUCGUGACGCCGCCAAGAGCCUUUAA
Rhizoctonia solani is the source of this 1416-nucleotide messenger RNA. Its product is annotated as Retrotransposable element Tf2 protein. Bases 1 to 1416 code for a protein of 471 amino acids. The record is from RefSeq and is a predicted model, not a curated record. Gene Ontology annotation, molecular function: nucleic acid binding. Gene Ontology annotation, biological process: DNA integration. The transcript has 3 exons. Lineage: Eukaryota; Fungi; Basidiomycota; Agaricomycetes; Cantharellales; Ceratobasidiaceae.